GACGGGAUCACAGGGAAAGGUUGCCUCUAGCCAUGUACGUAUAUCGUCUCUAUCAAACCAGAACCCCAAUCCAAGCAGAUAUAUUAGUGGCACAGCACAAGCUUGUUCCAGAUUCUCAAGCUUAAAUACAUAUAUCGACCCCGCAGUGAACAUCAGGAUAUUUCCAACCUGACAAUCCCAUCAUAUCAUCAUCAAAAAUAAAGCUUUCAUCACAAUGAAGCUCUCCAUCUCCGUCCUCCUUGCCAUUGGGACUGCCCAAACCGUCUUUGCGGCCCCGAUCACCAACAAUGCUGCAGAGAAGAGGAAUCCUAUGGUGUACGAAGAGGCCACUGCUGCCGGUGGCUGGAUCCCCGACAAACGAUCGGCUGAGGAGAAACGUAUGGUCUACGAAGAGGCCACUGCUGCCGGUGGCUGGAUCCCCGACAAACGUUCGGCUGAAGAGAAACGUAUGGUGUACGAAGAGGCCACUGCUGCUGGGAGUUGGAUUCCCGACAAACGUUCGGCUGAACAGAAACGGAUGGUCUAUGAGGAAGCCACCGCUGCCGGUGGUUGGAUCCCUGAUAAGCGUACCGCUGAGGAGAAUAAACGGAUGGUCUAUGAAGAGGCCACUGCCGUCGGAGGCUGGAUACCUGAUGCUAAAGCGUAAUGCACCGGAUAGAACGGAUUCAGGAUGAAGGAAGCCUCGCAUUACGAGAAGAUGACGGUUUUGAAAGGCGCGCAAGGAUGUGGCGGGAGAUCCAUGCGGGGUACAUGGGGCAGAUUAGGAAUGACAGAUGAUGAUAAUGAAAGUUUUCAUGAUUUGAUGCUUGUCUGUACAGAUCCCAUCCACCGAGCCUCACUUAGAUUUCUGAGUUCCCUCUCCCAUAACUCGUCGGCUCGUGCGGAGACGACAGUUGAGACAACGCACAAAGUUACAGCCUGCCGCGAAAGAUGGGCUAGAUGUACGUACACUAGAUGCCCACCCCGCACUUGCGAUCAAGGCGAUCACAGUACUACUGCAAGAAUGUCAUUGCAUAUCUCUUAUAGCUCACUGUUUUGAAGAGGC
Molecule: messenger RNA, 1045 nt
Organism: Amorphotheca resinae ATCC 22711
Lineage: Eukaryota; Fungi; Ascomycota; Leotiomycetes; Helotiales; Amorphothecaceae
Exons: 1
Coding region: 215-646 (143 amino acids)
Source: RefSeq, a predicted model, not a curated record